AUGGAGGCUCCUGGUUUUCUGGAGCGCUUCAUUGGUCAGUCCGAAACCAUCUUUCCCGACGGAGACUUAUACGUAAUUCUCGUCGACUCUCAGCACAUAAUGCUCGGUGGCUUCCGUGUUUCCUCCCAGAUCUGUCGGGUUAUUUCGACAGCAUUUGCGAAGUGGAUCGAUGCAGCGUUCACCGUCAAGGAUGGCUGCAAGGCCUUCUGCAUCUUCCUCGCCCCUGGGUCAUCGGGAAUUGACGGGCAAGCCCUCCGCUGCAUACUUUCGAUCAUGCACCACGCCAAUAUUGAUCAAUACAAUGAGCUCGAAGUCGGAGAGCUGCUUCGAGUCUCGGAAGCCAACCUUGUCUUGAAGUGCAACAACGCGCUCGCACCGCGGAUUGGCAUCUGGUGCCAAAAAGCCAUCCGGGCCAUUACCGACAAGGAACAGCCACCCGUUGUGGCGCUUGGAAUGCUUUUGAAGUCAGCGGAUAACUUUGGGGCCAAAGACGAACUCGUGAAGCUGAGGCAGUAUGCUAUUCGCAAUCUUCCGAUAUCUUUCCGGGAAGUCUGGGCCCAAAACCCACCGCUCAUAACUCUACAUAAGUGCAAAUCUCUCGGUGGGCUCCAGGUUGAUAUCAACGACCGAGUGGUACGAGCUUUCUCGCACAUUUGGUCCUUCAAGAGCCUCCUAGACACCCGCGGUGAAGGAUAUAUCACCACCAAACGGCUCUGUCUCAGCUGCGGACGACGACACCCGUCUAACGCCAAGGUAUGCCACCUUUGUCGCAACGGAACACUGUACGAUGAUGUCUGUACAAGAAACUCUCGAGUCGGCGAGUACUUCAAGCUCCUCGCGCUCCAGACAUUGUGGCCCAUUGAUGUUUGGAGACAGGAAAACACCACGCUCUGGACAAUUGCUCAGCGCGUCAAAACAUUGGCGAGCGACAACCCGCAUAAUUGUAGCGGCGGUUCAAAAUGCCCCCUGGUUGUCCAUCUGAACGCUCUACAAGUUAAUUUGAAGCGAAUCCGCUCCGGAAACGAAGGAGAGGCACGAAAAUUUUAA
Molecule: messenger RNA, 1047 nt
Organism: Colletotrichum acutatum
Lineage: Eukaryota; Fungi; Ascomycota; Sordariomycetes; Glomerellales; Glomerellaceae
Exons: 3
Coding region: 1-1047 (348 amino acids)
Source: RefSeq, a predicted model, not a curated record